AUGAGUGACCAUCUACCCCUUGUAGAGACGAUGAGUGACCAUCUACCCUUUGUAGAGACGAUGAGUGACCAUCUACCCCAUGUAGAGACGAUGAGUGACCAUCUACCCCUUGUAGAGACGAUGAGUGACCAUCUACCCCUUGUAGAGACGAUGAGUGACCAUCUACCCCUUGUAGAGACGAUGAGUGACCAUCUACCCUUUGUAGAGACGAUGAGUGACCAUCUACCCCUUGUAGAGACGAUGAGUGACCAUCUACCCCCUGUAGAGACGAUGAGUGACCAUCUACCCCCUGUAGAGACGAUGAGUGACCAUCUACCCCCUGUAGAGACGAUGAGUGACCAUCUACCCCCUUAUAGAGACGAUGAGUGA
Procambarus clarkii (red swamp crayfish) is the source of this 369-nucleotide messenger RNA. RefSeq names its product involucrin-like. The record is from RefSeq and is a predicted model, not a curated record. NCBI's taxonomy places the organism in Eukaryota, Metazoa, Arthropoda, Malacostraca, Decapoda, Cambaridae.